Molecule: messenger RNA, 1806 nt
Organism: Eutrema salsugineum
Lineage: Eukaryota; Viridiplantae; Streptophyta; Magnoliopsida; Brassicales; Brassicaceae
Exons: 1
Coding region: 1-1806 (601 amino acids)
Source: RefSeq, a predicted model, not a curated record
AUGUACGCCGCAGUACAUAAAGCAACAAGCGUGGCUCCAGACAUAGAUCGCGUGUUGGACGAAACCAGAAGGACUCCCUUCACUGAUCGCAUAGCUAACGCCAAGAUCAAAGACACCGGGAAAAUGCGAUUCCCAGAAUAUAAUGGAACGGCAGAUCCCUUAGCUCACCUCCGAGCUUUUAGGCUCUCCGUAGCCCGAGCUCAUCUCAAUGAUGAAGAAAAAGAAGCAGGCUACUGCCGUCUCUUCGCCGAAAACUUAGUCGGAUCCGCCCUAGAAUGGUUCACCGGACUAGAGGAAGGGUCCAUAGACAACUUCCAAGAGCUCGGCUCAGCCUUCCUCAAACACUACUCAGUGUUUAUAACCUCCAAGGCCACAGAGGCCGACCUCUGGACAUGCAGACAGAACCACCAAGAGCCCCUGCGGGCUUACUUGGCCAGGUUUAAAGAAAUUAAGUCCAGGAUAGCCGAUUUGAACGAGGGAGUAGCACUCUCUGCGCUCAAACAGGGACUAUGCUUCAACUCACCCUUCAGACAAGAACUAUCGGUUCGUUGUCCAGAAACAAUAGACGACGCGCUCCAUAGAGCCGCAAGCUUUGCCCAGUACGAGGAGGAACAAAACAUCCUCCGAAAACAGUACGAGGCAGGCUUAUUAGUACCUAGCCCCGCCACAACCAAAAAGGCAGCCAAAAAGGAGCCUGGUGGUAAAGGGAUACACGCCUUCACAGUCGGCAGCUCGUCAAAAAAAGAGUCGAAAAAAGAGAAAAAGUCAACCUAUGAUGCGAACAAAUUCUGCACUCAUCACAAUAAGAAGGGGCAUUCUACAGAAGAAUGCCACACAGUCUUAGCCGAAAAGGCUAAACUCGCCGCGAAGACCGCAGAACAAGAAGGGGAGCCCGCAGGGAAAAACGAGGAGCCGGAAAACUCAAAAACUUCAAGUAAGAAAAGAGAUCGAGCUCCCACGGAUGAAAAUCCAAGCUCUCCACCUCCGGGCCCUAAAAAGAGAAUAGAUCUCAUAUUCAGGGGAAUAACUCGGUGCGGAGGGUCCAUGAAGUCGGUGAUCUCACCUCCACCCACUCCCAAAAAGGAUGCCAAACCGCAAACUAACAACCAGCUUGUGGAAGCUCGCAAGUCCGCAAAACCAGAACUUUCCAAAUUUCAGGGAAUCCUGGAACUCUUCGAGCGACCUAAGCCUAAACGAAUAAAUUUCAUAUCGGGAGGCUCCAAACACUGUCGAAAUUCAGUAAAUUCGAUAAAAGCCUACCAAAGAAGGGUCGAGACCGAUAUGCGGGAGCGCGCUCCCCUACAAGGUCCCAACCACAAAGUAGUUUUCUUGGAAAGUGAAACACUCGAUCUAGACAAACCACACGACGACGCUCUAGUAGUUCGUCUAGACGUAGGGGGGUCUGAGCUAUCCAGGAUUAUGAUCGAUACUGGGAGCUCGGUCGACGUGUUAUUUUAUAACGCGUACAAACAAAUGGGUUUCGGUGACGACAUACUCUGCGGCACCAGAUCGCCGCUAACUGGCUUCGCAGGUGAAACCACCUAUUCGAUGGGCACUAUCAUGCUCCCGGUAGUAUCCGGCGGAGUCCUACAACUAACAGUAUUCGAGGUUGUAGACCGCUCCGCUCCUUACAAUGCCAUACUGGGGAGGCCAUGGCUCUAUAAUAUGAGAGCAGUACCCUCCACAUAUCAUCAAUGCGUGAAGUUCCCAACCGCCGAGGGAGUCAAGACAGUCCGCGGAAGCCAACGGGCUUCCAGAAGUUGCUACAUGACAGGACACAAGCAGAUCGAACAGUCCCCUUUGUAG